Molecule: messenger RNA, 1005 nt
Organism: Fraxinus pennsylvanica
Lineage: Eukaryota; Viridiplantae; Streptophyta; Magnoliopsida; Lamiales; Oleaceae
Source: the annotation of a GenBank genome assembly
AUGUUUUGGAGAGGAAGGGAAAGGGAAAACAAAGAGCAGAAUGGCGGACCUCCUUGUGGGCAGGUCAGAGUUCUUGUUGUUGGUGACUCAGGUGUGGGGAAGACUUCUCUCGUUCAUCUGAUUCUAAAAGGUUCUUCUGUUGCUCGGCCUGUUCAAACAAUUGGUUGUACUGUUGAUGUUAAGCAUACUACCUAUAGAACUUCUGGUAGCACGUCAUAUAGUUCCAUAGGUGACAGUGAGAGAGAUUUUUUUGUUGAACUUUGGGAUAUAUCAGGGCACGAACGAUAUCAAGAUUGCCGGUCUGUGUUCUAUUCUCAAAUCAAUGGUGUUAUGUUUGUUCAUGAUCUUUCUCAAAGAAGGACGAAGAUAAGCUUGAAGAAGUGGGCUGCAGAGAUUGCCGCUACUGGUACAUUCUCAGCUCCUUUAGCGUCUGGAGGUCCUGGUGGUCUUCCUGUCCCAUACAUUGUUAUUGGUAACAAAGCAGAUAUUGCUGCGAAAGAGGGUACACGAGGGAGCAGUGGCAAUCUGGUUGAUGCAGCUAGACAAUGGGUUGAGAAGCAGGGAUUACUUCCAUCAAGCGAGGAACUUCCUUUGACUGAGAGUUUCCCUGGCAAUGGAGGUCUUCUAGCAGCUGCCAAAGAAGCCAGAUACGACAAAGAAGCAGUGAUGAAAUUUUUUCAAAUGUUGAUCAGGCGGAGAUACUUCUCUGAUGAAUUGCCUGGUGCAAGCCCAUGGUCAACCCAGGUGCAUAGGCCAUUGGCACAAUCUUCUGAAAUUUCGAGUGACGAGGACCAGAUGUAUAAGAGUUCAAGUUUGAUAGGCGAUCCAUACAAGUAUAAUGCGCUUCCUCCUCUACCAGCUCAACGCAACCUGAACCCCCCUCCCACGCUCUAUCCACAGCAGCCCAUGUCAACACCUGACUAUUAUAACAUCCCAAGAUUUGCAUCGAGUGCCAACCAGGAAACCACCACUGUGAGAUCAAAGCGUACAGAUAUUAAUGUAUGA